This is a messenger RNA of Haliotis rubra (blacklip abalone), 1568 nucleotides long. RefSeq names its product serine--pyruvate aminotransferase, mitochondrial-like. Gene Ontology annotation, molecular function: L-alanine:glyoxylate transaminase activity; L-serine:pyruvate transaminase activity. NCBI's taxonomy places the organism in Eukaryota, Metazoa, Mollusca, Gastropoda, Lepetellida, Haliotidae. The record is from RefSeq and is a predicted model, not a curated record. Gene Ontology annotation, cellular component: peroxisome.
AGCACUUUCUGUCUUCACCGUGCUGAAACAAUCGUCGAGAUGGCACGCCGCAUACUAUCGACCAGUUUAAGACUGAUUGAAGCGCAAAGCUUACUUAGAAUCACCGCGGACAGUCAAGCGUUUGUGAGAUCAGCUGCAGCAAUGGCGACACUAGCUCCACCCCGGAAUCCUUACUUCGACCCAUGAAUUUCCCCUUCAAGACCUUGAUGGGGCCGGGCCCUUCCAACUGCCCCCCUCGAGUACUUGCGGCAAAUGCUUUGCCAAUGCUUGGCCACCUGCAUCCGGAAUUCACGGAGAUCAUGGAUGAAGUGAAGGCAGGAAUCCAGUAUGCCUUCCAAACGAAAAACAGCUGGACAUUUGCAAUUUCAGGGACAGGCCAUGCUGCAAUGGAGGCCAUGGUCGUCAACUUGCUGGAACAAGGUGAAACUGCGCUUGUCUGUGAGAAUGGAAUAUGGGGGCUGAGGUUUGCUGAAAUGGUUGACAGAAACGGGUCAGUGGCAAAGAAACUCCUUCGGCCAAUGGGAGAGGUGUUUACAUUGAGCGAAAUAGAGGAGGGUCUAAAGGCCAAUAAACCAACUAUUUUGUUUAUAACUCAUGGGGAGUCGUCCGGAUCCACAGCUCAACCAUUGGAGGGACUUGGGGAUCUCUGUCACAAGUACAACUGUCUGUUGGUGGUGGACUCGGUCGCUGCCAUGGGAGGGGUUCCUAUCUUCAUGGACCAGAUGGGAAUUGAUGCCUUGUAUUCCGGCUCCCAGAAAGUGCUAGCCCCACCUGGGCAGCGGCCUGUGUCAUUCUCUGACAGAGCCAGAGAGAAGAUACAGAACCGCAAGACGAAAGUGAGGUCAUACUAUUUUGACGCUAACGAGCUGUCUAAUUACUGGGGAUGUGAUGCAGGACCAAGGAGAUAUCACCAUACCGGCCCAAUCAGCAGCUUCUAUGCACUGAGGGAGGGACUUGCACGACUGGCUGAAGAGGGUCUGGAGUCGAGCUGGGCACGACACAAGCAGUGUGCAGAGAUGCUGCAUGAUGGUGUAGAGAAGCUGGGUCUGCAGCUGCUGGUGAAGGACAAGAAUGUCCGCAACCCGUGUGUGAAUGCCAUCAUGGUUCCCGACGGAGUCAACUGGAAAGAUGUGGCAGACUACGCCAUGAAAAAUUACCGAGUGGAGAUCUCCGGGGGUCUCGGCAGCCUGGCGGGGAAGGUGUGGCGAGUUGGCGUUAUGGGGUACAACUGUACUCCUGACAACGUACGUCUCGUUCUACGUGCACUGGAGGAGGCGCUGAAACAAUGCAGGAAGUAACCCAAGGUCACAACAGUAUGACCACAGAAAAACAGAAACAAGUAUUUGGGGGCGUGCUCUUUCCUGAUUUCAUUUUGGUGUAUUUAGUCCUUUAACCUUAUCCUACACUAUACUACACAACAUUGGCUAGGGACAGUCCUGUAUAUCAAUACAUUAGGGGUGGGUAUUGCAGAGAAUUUUCAUAUUGCGAUAUAUUGCGAUGCGGAAGCAUAUAUUGCGAUAUGUAUUGCAAUAUAUUGCAAGGAUUAUUUUUUUAACAAAAACUACUUA